ACCCUCCACAGCUCCACGACAAUCCAUGAAACCUACGGUCACUCCCUCUUCUGUGUCCACAAAAAUUCCAGCGAUUAACCCUAUCCGUUUCUUUACGCGUUGUCUCUCCGUUCCUCUGACCAAUGAAAGACACUCAUCCUCUAAUCGCCGACCAGGAUGCUAUGGCUCUUCUCCGGACGAGUCCCGGAGGGAACGAUAGACUUCCCCUACCAGUUGCAAUAUGAUGCUAUAUAAGGGAUCUCCCUUUCCCCCUGUUUUCUCUUCAGGUUCCCCAGCUUUGUCCCUCGUAUCCCAACUCUCAAUUAUCCCCUCUAGUCUCAUUCCACAUUUAGCUUCCAGCCAUGUCCACCAUCCAAGACCCCAACCAACUUCCCUGGAACCCUGACUCGACUCGGUUCCCUUCUCGUAAAGAAUUGCCCAAGCUCCCUGGCGCGCCGGAAGAUGCAGCUUGGGUCUGGGGAAAGGAUGAUGCCAUUGGACGAUUGAACUUGUUGACCCCCACCCGUGUCAAAGCUGCAAUCCAAGAAGUCAAAACUGGUGAAAUUUUUCGAUUGGAUCUCCCCCUGGAUGUCCCUCAGACGCCGGCAUUUGGACGAGAGGUUUUCCAGCACAACAUUAAGGAACUCUUUCCAGGUGUUGCCUAUGAUGAUACAUAUAACCUGAACACACAGAGUGGAACGCAGUGGGAUGGAUUCCGUCACUUUGGCCAUAUCGAAUCCGGCUGCUUUUACAACGGGACAAAACCCUCCGACAUCUACGGCGCAAACGCCAACCUUAAAUGCAGCAUCCACCACUGGUCCACCCAUGGCAUCGCUGGCCGCGCCAUCCUUCUCGACUAUCGCCACUACGCCAAUACCAACAACAUCCCCUACGACCCCUACACGCCUCACCCCAUCACCUUCGCCGACCUCAACGCCUGCGCGAAAUUCCAAGGCCUUGACAUCCGCCCCGAGUCCCAAGGCGGCUGCAUCAAACCCGGCGACAUCCUCAUGGUCCGCUCGGGUUUCAUCGAACGCUACAACCAGCUCACCCCCCAGGCGCGCACGGAGGGCGCAGAGCGUACGCAGUUCGCAGGUUUGGCGCAGGAAGAAGCUAUCCUGGACUGGUUGCAUGAUUCCUAUUUUGCGGCGGUGGUAGGUGAUUCUCCGACGUUUGAGUGCUGGCCGCCAAAGAAGGAGCAUGGGUAUAUUCAUCAGCAGAUUUUGGCGCUGUGGGGGAUGCCGUUGGGGGAGAUGUGGGAUUUGGAGAGGUUGAGUCGGAGGUGUCGCGAGUUGGGGAAGUGGACAUUUUUUUUGACGAGUGCGCCAGCGAAUGUGGCGGGAGGUGUUGGGUCGCAUGGUAAUGGCACUGCUAUAUUAUAG
This is a messenger RNA of Aspergillus ruber CBS 135680, 1361 nucleotides long. RefSeq lists its product as uncharacterized. Gene Ontology annotation, molecular function: arylformamidase activity. Bases 342 to 1361 code for a protein of 339 amino acids. The transcript is spliced from 5 exons. Lineage: Eukaryota; Fungi; Ascomycota; Eurotiomycetes; Eurotiales; Aspergillaceae. The record is from RefSeq and is a predicted model, not a curated record.